GGUGUUUGUUCCUAUUGCUCCUUCUAUGGCCACAUCUUCUUUCUUCGUACACAGACGGCAUGGCGGCAGACCUUCCCAGCUGCCUUCCUCUCCUCCUGAUGCUGGCGCUGUGGGAGCCUGCGCGGCUGCUCUGCACUCAGCCUAAGGGCCUCUCCAGGGCUCGCUGGUUUGAAAUUCAGCACAUACAAACGAGCCCUCAGCGAUGCCUCGCGGCGAUGCGCGGUGUCAACAAUUACACCGGGCACUGCAAACAGAAAAACACCUUUCUGCACGAAUCCUUCCGGGGUGUGGCUGCUGCCUGUGGUUUGCGCAACACCACCUGCAAGAACGGUUGGAAGAAUUGCCACAAGAGCGCGCAGCCUGUCCGCAUGACUGACUGUCUCCACACUGGAGGAGCCUACCCUGCCUGCCGCUACAGCAAUGCUGAACAGUACAAGUUCUUCAUUGUAGCCUGUGAACGCCCAAGGAAGGCUGACCCUCCCUACCCGCUGGUUCCUGUGCACUUAGACCGGAUCGUCUGA
Messenger RNA from Acomys russatus (golden spiny mouse), 521 nucleotides. It is a transcript of the gene Rnase6, whose product is annotated as ribonuclease A family member k6. Gene Ontology annotation, molecular function: nucleic acid binding; RNA nuclease activity. The record is from RefSeq and is a predicted model, not a curated record. Gene Ontology annotation, biological process: defense response to Gram-positive bacterium; antimicrobial humoral immune response mediated by antimicrobial peptide; antibacterial humoral response. The transcript has a single exon. The coding region runs from base 60 to 521 and encodes 153 amino acids. Lineage: Eukaryota; Metazoa; Chordata; Mammalia; Rodentia; Muridae.